GUCAAGCAGGCAGAGUGCAGCAGAGGCCUCUGUCGUUGCCGUCAUGCCGUUCCCGUUUGGGAAGUCUCACAAAUCUCCUGCAGACAUUGUGAAGAACCUGAAGGAGAGCAUGGCUGUUCUGGAAAAGCAGGACAUUUCUGACAAAAAGGCAGAAAAGGCUACAGAAGAAGUUUCCAAAAACCUGGUUGCCAUGAAAGAAAUUCUAUAUGGCACAAAUGAAAAAGAGCCACAGACAGAAGCAGUGGCCCAGCUAGCUCAAGAACUAUAUAACAGCGGACUCCUUAGUACCCUGGUAGCUGAUUUACAGCUCAUUGACUUUGAGGGCAAAAAAGACGUGGCUCAAAUUUUCAACAAUAUCCUCAGAAGACAAAUUGGUACAAGAACUCCUACUGUUGAAUACAUCUGCACCCAACAGAAUAUUUUGUUCAUGUUAUUGAAAGGGUAUGAAUCUCCAGAAAUAGCUCUAAAUUGUGGAAUAAUGUUAAGAGAAUGCAUCAGACACGAACCUCUGGCAAAAAUCAUUUUGUGUUCGGAACAGUUCUAUGAUUUCUUCAGAUAUGUGGAGAUGUCAACAUUUGACAUAGCUUCAGAUGCAUUUGCCACAUUCAAGGAUUUGCUUACAAGACAUAAGUUGCUCAGUGCAGAAUUUUUGGAACAGCAUUAUGAUAGAUUUUUCAGUGAAUAUGAGAAGCUACUUCAUUCAGAAAAUUAUGUGACAAAGAGGCAGUCACUGAAGCUUCUUGGUGAACUACUGUUGGAUAGACACAACUUUACAAUUAUGACAAAAUACAUCAGUAAACCCGAGAACCUGAAAUUAAUGAUGAACCUUCUGCGGGACAAAAGCCGUAACAUCCAGUUUGAAGCCUUUCACGUGUUCAAGGUGUUCGUGGCCAACCCCAACAAGACGCAGCCCAUCCUGGACAUCCUGCUCAAAAACCAGACCAAGCUCAUCGAGUUCCUCAGCAAGUUCCAGAACGACAGGACCGAGGACGAGCAGUUCAACGACGAGAAGACCUACUUAGUCAAACAGAUCAGGGAUUUGAAGAGACCAGCUCAGCAAGAAGCCUAAUUUCCAAUAAACAGCUAAAAUAUUAAAUCCAAAAUCAGCAUUUGCUGUUAGCUAUUCAGCAUCGGGCACUCUUAUCAAUUCAUGAGGAACAUUACUGCUAAUCUGCUGUUAAGUGAACGGUUUUUCAUUUUACCAUUUUGUUUUUCAGUCCUGGUUGGAGAACGUAGCUGCUGCAGCUUGCACACUAGAGCACACGGGGAUUCCUCUUGAUCUUUGUGUCGUUUCACAAUUCAGAGACUCUGCUUGCUGGGGAGUCUGACCAUGUGGGGCUCGUGAGGACUGGACAGGGGAGCGCGUGGGGAGAAGAGGGCGAGGUUAGGGCCAGUUUAGACCUGCGCAUCUCCCUGCGCGCAACCGGCUCCCCUUCAGACCCAGAGGAAGAGCGCGUGCGCAGAGCUGUGCUGGACACCGGCGGGGGCACUGUCGACCAUGCAGCUUUUGGGGUGGAUAGAAAGUUGACGUGCGAAUUAAUUGAUACUGCAACUUAGCAACUUCUCCAAGGUGUGAGGCUUAAUAAGGUCAUAAGGAAUAUGUAUAUAUGCUUUUCACAGCUUUCUAGAACUUUUUGACAUUUGAUUUUCUUGAGACUUGUAAACCUGGAUAUGUUGAAGGGUAUUUGUUAAUUUUACUUUUUGAAGGUAUUUUAAAACAGUAGAGCUAGUGAAGACACCUUGCAUUUCAUUUCAACACUGCUUACAGAUUUCUUUUGUAUAUAAUUCUUAGGAUGCUCAUUUCUUUUAAAAGGUUUAAUUUGUACAGCAGAGGAAUGUGAUUGUAGUAGUAUGUAACUAUUACCUAAUACUGAGUUUUUGCAAAAAAAAAAUGAAUGCUCAUAUGUAAUUGAAAUACUUCAGAUCACAUGAAAAUGCUGAUUUAACAUUUAAGGAUCACAGCAUUAAAAGAAAAAGUAAACCAAUCUUUUGUAUUCAAUCACCUAAUGGGUGCCCGUAGUAGGCAGCACCACGGACCUGGAACUCAGUCCGCACCACUCUCCUGCGUAAUAUUGGCCUUACUCAGGUAAACCGAGUCACAAGUUUGCCAGAUGGAUGGGCACAGAGUAAGACUGACGCCGCUUCUCCGGGGUGGGGCCUCUGUGGAGCACCUUAAUCCAGUACAGUAGUUGUGAACUGAAUAAUUAAAACUGGCUUCUCUUAGGAAGAGUUCCUAGUCAGGUGUCCUAUGGGGAAAUUUAUUUUUUUUUAAUGUCCUGUUCCUUAUGCUGCAGAUUAUCAGUAUUUAUAAAGUACCUGAUUUUGCACCACUUUUUCGUCACUGUGACCACGGCAGAACAAUGUCUUCUAGACUCUGUCACGAGAAUGGUAUCUGUUCAUCUUAGCGAUACGAAGAUCACAAGUAACAACUUAGGAAUCAGAGUUUGCCAGUUCGAAUUCAGCAUGGCUGUAGCUGAUAAAGAAAUUUAUAUCAUUAUUCUUUACGAGCCUGUCUUGCAAAUUGAAUUAUUUAUUGGCCAGGAAAAUGAGCCUCCCAGUUGAUGCUUCAGCAGGUGUUAAGAUCUUCAAGGAACACCAAUUAGGAAAAGCGCUCCAGAAAACAGAUGUAUCUUAUUCUGUGUGAUUUAAGCGGCAAUCCUCAGUCAUUUGGUUUUUCUGAGGAUGUCUUCACAAGAACCUAAAUAAUUCAUGUUCUCUACCAGAAGUAGGGCAAGCAUUUGAUCGCCUCAAAGAGAAACUCCCGCAGCUGUCAGGAAGGCAGAGUCGCCCUGGGAGCAUGCGGUCCCCGUGGCCUAGCACUGUGCGUGGGUUUCAGCAUGAGAACAGAGCCACCCCGAGCGGGGAGGUGCUUAGAAGCGUGCGCGACAAGGCAGCCUCCGCGUGGGCCGCCUGAGCCUGGUGGAAGACGGUGCAGUGUCAGCGAGCAUCCGUGUGUCACGGCGCAGUGCAAGCUGAAGGCAGUUGUGAUGUUCUGGUUUUUUGUUUUAAACAGCAAUAUGAAAAUACUCAAAUUUGAAACUUGCAUUUGAAGUUAUGAUCAUUUAUUAUUUUCAUAUUACCAAAACUAUUAUACGGGAUGUGGUUUCUUUUUGAGUUACAAAGGUUUACAUUUACUGAAGGAAGUUACUUAAUGUGAUUUUUUUAACCCUUGAAAGAAAAAAGUGGAGAUGUAAACAAUUGUUAAUGAAAGCAUUUCCUUUCUCCCGAGGAAAAGUGAAUUUAUCAGAAUAUCUGGCUGGCCCUGUAAUUUAAAUUAAAAUAAAAUUUUGGAGAAACGCCAUUGUCCAUCUUCGCAGUGUCAAUU
Molecule: messenger RNA, 3325 nt
Organism: Fukomys damarensis (Damara mole-rat)
Lineage: Eukaryota; Metazoa; Chordata; Mammalia; Rodentia; Bathyergidae
Gene: Cab39
Product: calcium binding protein 39
Exons: 8
Coding region: 44-1069 (341 amino acids)
Biological process (GO): intracellular signal transduction
Molecular function (GO): protein serine/threonine kinase activator activity
Source: RefSeq, a predicted model, not a curated record